AUGGCCGUACUCGCGGCAAUAUUACCGGUCGUUUCGCGCAGCUCUUGUCUCGUACUGGAACUGUACCAUUUCGCCGCUUCGUCACCCGGGGAAGCAAAAGACUUUGUGAAGGUUGCGAAAGCAAUCAACAACUUUGCCUCGAUCCUGAAGCAGGUCGGAACUAUCAUCAAGGAAGACGACCGGCUACCUUCUUACGAGGCUCUGGAUGUUCUGGAGGAUGUUACCGUGCAGUCACAAACCGUGUUAAAAGAGAUCGAAAACGCGACUGAGCUCCGCAGAAAUGAGCACAGCGGCGGAAAAAAAGAAGCCCCAUCGUCCAGGAAUCUUUCGCGAAGCGGAUCGCUCAAUGCGACCAGGCUGGCCUAUCUUGCUGCACAUCUCGAAUGUCUGAGAUUGACACUAGCCGUUCUCUUACAGACUUUGUAUGCUGCCCAGAGCAUCAUGUGGUCGAAGCUUCGCCCCACAGUAUCGCCAAAGCAAGCGGCAAAAGCGGUGACAAACGAGAGGAUUCAGCUCCAAACACUCAUCAUAGAGCAGCAAAUGUCGAUACUCGCCACAUCUGUGCUCCAUGAGCAAAUCCCUCGUCAUGAUGCUAGAUUUCUGAUGGAAGCGGACAGCUCCCAAAGCCUUGUCAUGACAGGGUCCGAAAACACAUCGCCCAAUCCGAAUCACCUCUUUCAGUAUCAAGACAAGUGUCUUGGGAGUCUUGAUACCUCCGGUUCCACAGAGGAUGAGUGGCUACCGACGGUAUGUAGCGUCGCUGGCGCGCGAACUGAGCAGCUGUUGGAAAGGUGGACAAGUCUACCAGACUUUGACCACCGCCUCCGUGAUGCAGAACGCAGAGCGCGUACCCAAAAACACGAGAACCAGCAAGCAACCGUCGAAUCGGAUAGUGAAGAGAACAAGCGAUCAAGGUACGGUCCUAACGGUUCAGGCGUCGCUUCACAUACAUCUCAGCGAUCUGGCAGCGUGCAGCCACUGUUCAUGGAUACGACUUCUUUGCCCAUUCCUGUGCCCACCUCGAAAUUUGGGCCGUCGGCUCCCAUUUCACCAGCGGCCUCACCGAGAGCUUCCCGUACUACAUUCGAAACACCCGCAUCGCCUCAUACUAGCAUAGGCAGUUUACCUAUGGAAGCAGCUGCAGCAAUCGAAGCUCAAGAGGAAGACGAAGGUCUGGAACUCGAGAUACCGUGGAGCCUCCGCACCUCGAGAUAUGAAUGGAAGUAUAUUGAUGGUAAAAUCGUUAGCUCGAAUACCGAUCUACCACCUUCAACUGCAUAUGCAGAGCGUCGGAACUGGACAGAAGUCAUGGCCAGCUGGGUCUGCAAAGAAGCCAUCCAGGAAGCUGGCUACAGGUUCACGCAGGUGCAGAAAGAGAGAAAAGAUGGACGGAGGACGAGGUUCGACACCUGCUUCUGCAUCGAGCAGCCACUGAAGUUCGAUCAAGUCAAGCACCUGGUUGAGCGGACAGUCGAGAUAUAUCGAAAGAACGUACCAGCAACCCCGCCUCAGCCCGCACCGCCACGCAUCAGGCGUACUUCCUUUGAUCGACCACCUGCUGGCCCGUCUCCAAGCUAUCUGGCUAAGAUGGCUGCCCAAGACCGUGAUCGAACACCCACUGCAAGUAGGCCUCAGGUGCCCUUGGAGCGUUCAUCAAGUACGCUGUCGUAUCCUCCGCCACCACCGCCAUUGGACCGCUCGAUGUCUAUGCCGGGGCCAGGCAUGUUCGCCCCACCACCCUACCCACCAAGUGUCAACUCGCGGGCAUCAAAUCCGCCCUUGACAAUGCCUACCCCAGGGACAAUGCCUGUACCGAUGCCCAACGGCCAAUACUCGUCACUACCGCCGCAAAGUCCCUAUUCUCCACAGAUACCACCUCCACCGCCGAACGCACAACAAUACCCUUACCCACCACCUGGUGCGCCUUACAACAACUACCCUUAUCCGCCACACAUGCAACCCUACGCCAACCCAUCGAACGUGCAGUCGCCACUACGCCAGUCGUAUCCUGUCCUCAGACCAAUGGACAGGUAUGACGACGACUCCAUGACCUCGGACUCGGGCAGUGGGGAGCGGCGGAGACGCAGGUCGAAGUCACGGAGAAGGUACGACAAGGAAGGUGAAGGGAGGAGGAAAAAGCAUGGGAAGAGCGCGGCAGUGGGGACAUUGAUGGGGAUUGGAGGGCUGACGGCGUUGCUGGAUGGGCUGGGUGGGUUGUGA
Ascochyta rabiei is the source of this 2220-nucleotide messenger RNA. RefSeq lists its product as uncharacterized. The transcript is spliced from 3 exons. Gene Ontology annotation, molecular function: actin binding; microtubule binding. Bases 1 to 2220 code for a protein of 739 amino acids. The record is from RefSeq and is a predicted model, not a curated record. NCBI's taxonomy places the organism in Eukaryota, Fungi, Ascomycota, Dothideomycetes, Pleosporales, Didymellaceae. Gene Ontology annotation, cellular component: cytoplasm; actin filament. Gene Ontology annotation, biological process: actin filament polymerization.